Molecule: messenger RNA, 916 nt
Organism: Physella acuta
Lineage: Eukaryota; Metazoa; Mollusca; Gastropoda; Physidae
Product: alpha-(1,3)-fucosyltransferase fut-1-like
Cellular component (GO): membrane
Molecular function (GO): fucosyltransferase activity
Source: RefSeq, a predicted model, not a curated record
UAAAUACAAAUGUAUUUAAAGAUAAUGAUAUCAAUGUUUGCACCUUUGUAUCUGUGAUAUUCCAGCCCAGUUUGUGAGAGAUGAACCGAUACCCCACCGUCGUGAAGAUCAGGUUUUUGUACACUACCACGUCGAGGCCCCAACAAACGGUGUGUACUGGAGGUUCGGGAAUGUGUACGAAAAGUACCAGAACUGGAACACAGCGUUCAACUGGACAAUGUCCUUCAGAAGGGACUCUGACAUCAGGACUUAUUACGGCUUGAUUAGAAAAAGAAAACACGUCAAAGAAAAAAAUUACACUGCGAUAUUAGCAGCUAAAACGAGUAAAGUCGCUUGGUUAGUUUCAAACUGUAGAUCAGCGUCUAAACGCGAAGAUUACAUCAACGAACUGAAACGUUUCGUAACUGUUGAUGUAUGGGGAGGUUGUGGCAGUUUUAAUUGCCCUAGGGGCGACGAUAAGCACUGUCUGGAUGAAAUUCGCAAGAAAUACAAAUUUUAUUUAGGCUUUGAAAGCAACUUUUGCAAAGACUAUGUCACCGAAAAACUCUACCGGUUCUUCGGUUCCGAUUUCAUUGUUAUCGCCCGUGGAUCAGACUUAUACUCGAGUAUUCUCCCUUCAGAAACGUUUUUAAACGCGGCUGACUUCAAAUCUCCCGAGGAAUUGGCUAAAAGGAUUCUAUAUUUAGAUUCUCAUGACGAUGAAUAUAUUGCAAUGUUGAAAGAGAAAGACAAGUAUUUCAGCAUCUACGAGGAUUAUCCGUUAUAUCGUGCUAAUCCUGUAUUUAUGGAAUACCGUUAUGAGGCUGUCGCAUUCUGCCAGUUAUGUCAACGUAUGUGGAACUUGGAGAAAUAUGCCAAAACUAUUCCAGAUAUGCUUGAGUGGUUUAAUGUUAAGGACUAUAAGUGUUAAUACUAU